Ascoidea rubescens DSM 1968 is the source of this 1665-nucleotide messenger RNA. It is a transcript of the gene IPI3, whose product is annotated as chromatin-binding/pre-rRNA-processing protein IPI3. Lineage: Eukaryota; Fungi; Ascomycota; Saccharomycetes; Ascoideales; Ascoideaceae. Gene Ontology annotation, biological process: rRNA processing; DNA-templated DNA replication. The transcript has a single exon. Gene Ontology annotation, cellular component: nuclear pre-replicative complex. The record is from RefSeq and is a predicted model, not a curated record. Gene Ontology annotation, molecular function: protein binding. Bases 1 to 1665 code for a protein of 554 amino acids.
AUGGAUGAAAACGUCUUUUAUUUGGGUGGAAACGAUGACACUGAAAAAUAUGAAAAUGAGUCAGUAGCUUACUACAGUUCAAUUCAUUCAAACUCUUUAAACUCUCUCUAUAAACAAGCAAAUGCCUUCAAUCACUCCUGUGCUUUAAUUAAUGAUAUUAAUGACAAAGAUAAUUUGCACUUUAUAAUAUCUUGCAGAACUAAAGCUCUAAUAUACGUCUACAAUGAAAAUAAACACUUGCCCAUUCAAAGGAUCCCAAUCCCUGAAAUCUUAACUUCUCUAAUAUUAGCUUAUAAUAGCCAAUUCUUAAUCGGUGGAAGCAAAACUGGUAAAAUUUAUAUAUGGGAAUUGAAAUCUGGUAAUUUGAUCUUUAACCAAAAUUCCCAUUAUCAACAAAUAUCAAUACUAAAACUAUCAGCCAAUAACAAUUACUUAAUCUCAGGUUCAAACGAUUCAAAAAUUAAUAUCUAUAAAUUUUUUGAUUUAGUCUCAGUUUAUAAAAAUAAUAUUAAACAAAAUAUAAAACCAAUUUUUAUUAUAAACGAUCAUACUUUACCAGUAACAGACUUAUUUAUCACUAAAAAUUCAAUUAAUAAUGACAUAAAACUCUUCACAACCUCACUAGAUUCAACUUGCAGAAUUUAUAAUCUAAUCGAUACAAACAAUUUAAAUAAUAACCAAAAUGAAUCAAUUAAAUUAAAGUCGCAGACAACUUUUGUUUUACCCAAUCCAAUUCAUUCAAUUAUUGUUGAUCCUUUAAUUUCAACUAUUUAUUUGGGGCUAAAUAAUGGGCUAAUUAGACAAAUAAAUCUAUUUAAAAUCAAUAAAUUUAAAAAUAAUUUAUUGGAAUCUCUAAUUAAUACUAAUGGCGAAAUUAUCAAUAUACCAAUUAAUGAUCAACAAAUUACUAACAAUAAAAUUGACCAAGAAAGUAACAAUCAAGAACAACAGGAAAUAGACAAUGAUUUAUUCAAAUGCCAUCAGAUAACUACAUUAGAUGAUGGAAAGGACGAAGAUGCCAACACUUCUGAUGAAAUUAAAAUAACUAAUAUGGAUUUAUCAUUGGAUUCAACUAUUCUUAUAUCUGGUGACUCUACAGGAAAGGUCUUUGCUUCUGAUAUCGUCACCAAAAAUAUCAUUAAAACAUUUAAAGAAGUCAAAGGAUCUGUUUCAUUUUUGAAAGUCAUUCAAAUAUCAAAACAGUCAUUUCUAAACGAUAAUAACUUUUUUAAUUCCAAUAAAAAUAAUAACUCUAAUAAAAAUAAAAGUAAAUUGAAUAAUAAUCAAUUUAUUCCCCAGCUAAAGAGAUAUCUAAUUGAUAAUGAUUCUAGAAACCAUAUUCUUACAACAAGUAUUACCAAUAACUCUAAUAACCAUACUACCAAAUUUUUAAAUGGUUUAAAUAAUUUUAAUUCCUACUUAAAUAGAACCACAAGCGAGGAAUUUCAAUUCAAAAAUUACUAUACCCCCCAAAACCGUAAAAGCACAUCAAACCAAUCUUUGCCAAACAUAAAAAGCGUUACUUUAAACGAUGAUGAAAAAGAUGCUAAGAUAAAAGAGCUAGAAAGCAAAUUAAAAACAAUAAAGGAUGCUUAUGGGGAAUUGAGAAAUAUCCACGAAGAACUAUAUAAACAACACUUUAAAUUGAUCAAAAACAAACACUAG